Ipomoea nil (Japanese morning glory) is the source of this 576-nucleotide messenger RNA. Its product is annotated as heavy metal-associated isoprenylated plant protein 6-like. Bases 124 to 411 code for a protein of 95 amino acids. Lineage: Eukaryota; Viridiplantae; Streptophyta; Magnoliopsida; Solanales; Convolvulaceae. The transcript has 3 exons. The record is from RefSeq and is a predicted model, not a curated record. Gene Ontology annotation, molecular function: metal ion binding.
CCAUUAUUUUCAACAAAAUCCUAACUAUAAAACCUUCCCAUUUCCAUCUACUUCCUUUAUAUUAUUGUGAAUCAAAUCAAUCACCCUGUCGUUAAUCUGGGUUCUUCUCAAUCCUCCGAAUUAAUGCCUAGUCAGGUAUGUUGCAUGGAGAUGAGGAUUAAUCUGGACUGUCCAGCUUGUUGCAAGAAAAUGAGACGAGUCCUGCUCAAAAUCAAGGAGACGCAUAUGAUAGAGAGGCAAGAGUGCAGAGUAUGCGUGUGUGGCAGAUUCGAUCCAGCAGAAGUAGCAAUAAAGAUAAGGAAGAAAAUGAAGCGUAGAGUAGAGAUAAUUGAUGUUCAGCUAUUCAAUAACCAGGAAGAAGAAGAAGAAGAAGAAGCCCAGCAAAUGCAAGCCAUCGCUCAGCCUGCGUAAAUAGCUUUUCUUAUAUACAUAUCAAUGGUGAUUGGUUGGUUAUAGCAUUUCAUUUUAUUUAUUUUUUUAUAUUUUUUUUUCAUUCUAUGUAGUUUAUUUAUUUAUUCUUGUACUAAUUAAUUAGUGUGAAGUCUAGACUUUACUUGGGUGAUUGUCUAAUUUAAA